CGCCAUGAAGAGAUUACUUUUUAUAGCAGCAACAAUCAUUGCGAUCGUCCACGGGGGCCGAGUGCGCAUUAUCGAAGGGACGAUCGCCACAGCCCACGAGUUCCCGUAUCAGGUUUCGAUCCAGUGGAACUACGCCAACGGCUCGCGGCCGGCACACUUCUGCUCCGGAUCGAUCCUCAACCGUCGCUGGAUUCUAACGGCGGCCCAUUGCGAGGGAAACUUCACCCCCGAAGGGUGGAUGGAAGUCGUAGCGGGAGUGAACAAUAUUGCCACCGAAGAGACCGGAGCCCAGCGUCGGAACGUGUCCCGGUUUGUGGCGCACGAACGGUACAGCUCCGGCACCCUUCGGAACGAUAUCGCCGUAAUUCGGCUAUCGAAGCCACUACAUUUCGGGUCCACGAUUGCUACGAUCCGUUUGGCGAACAACGACACCGUGAUCGACCACACGGCGGCGGCCAAGUUUGCUGGCUGGGGUUCGAUUUCUAAGACUUGGGACGACAUUUUCCCCGAUGAGCUGAGGAGAGUGGACCUGCCACUGCGCACGAUGAAGGAUUGCGAAAAAAUGCGACCCUCCGUGGAUAGCUCGGUCAUUUGCGCCGGCGGCUACCGUAACGUGUCCGGCUGUACGGCGGACUCCGGUGGGCCGCUAGCCAUCACCGUCAGCGAUCGCACGGCACAGAUCGGGCUCUUGUCGUACGGGGAAAAACCGUGCCGAGCCACCAUGCCGGUCGUGUUUACGAGUGUGCCACACUUUCACGCGUGGAUUCAGAGUAAAAUUGCGAAAUAAACUGUAAAAU
Messenger RNA from Anopheles cruzii, 797 nucleotides. Its product is annotated as chymotrypsin-like protease CTRL-1. NCBI's taxonomy places the organism in Eukaryota, Metazoa, Arthropoda, Insecta, Diptera, Culicidae. The transcript is spliced from 3 exons. Gene Ontology annotation, biological process: proteolysis. The record is from RefSeq and is a predicted model, not a curated record. Gene Ontology annotation, molecular function: serine-type endopeptidase activity. Bases 5 to 787 code for a protein of 260 amino acids.